Molecule: messenger RNA, 1719 nt
Organism: Helicoverpa zea (corn earworm)
Lineage: Eukaryota; Metazoa; Arthropoda; Insecta; Lepidoptera; Noctuidae
Exons: 2
Coding region: 227-1432 (401 amino acids)
Source: RefSeq, a predicted model, not a curated record
CUUCAAUGAGAACAGCCGCCGUGGCCGAAAUCGGCCGAGGACGCCAUUAUACUUGCCUAUAACAUAAUAAAACUUAAACUACUUGAGUAAAUUCGAACCAAAAACAAAAAUGAAAUCGCUCACAAAAUCUAGAAGGCAAGUCAACUGACAGAUCAUUUUAAACAAACACAAAAUUGAACAGCUCCAAAAUUCUCAGUGUAACAAAUAUAAAUUGUACGCGUUAGCAAUGGACAAAAGGAAAAGAAACGAGGGUUCCGGCAAAAAAGAUAAAGAUAGAGGUGAAUUAAUAAAGAUUAUCGAUAAAGUUAUAAAGAAAAAUCACGAAAAUUUGCAAAAGUAUCCCGAAGGCGGAGACUCGGAUGAAAAAGUGCUAAGUAAUCAGAAGUUAGAAAAAAUGAGGAUAAAUAUUUUAGUCAAAAAGCCGACUGAAAGGGAAGGGAAACACAUUAACGAUGAAAAUAGAAAAAAUACUAACAUGAACAGAUAUGGACAAGACAAGUCCCAUCCUCAUGUGCAAUUAAGAAAGAGAAUAAGAGAUAAGUACACGUUAAAACUCAAGAGUUCGACGAAUAAAAGUGAUCAUACGAAUGUGGUUAAGAAGCCAGAGAGAGAGAAUGGCAUUGGAAAUUGCAAUAGCAGUGGAAACGGGAGUAAUAUUAAAGUUAUUAAUGUUGUCAGCGAAGAUUGUAAACCUGUUGUGGAACAAGCAGAAAAACAGCUAGCCGAAGAAACGACGCAAACGAGACCAUCAGCACCGUCAUCAGCAAAAACCGAAAUACUGGAUCGUAAAAUCGACAAGAAUCCUUCAAAACAAGACAAAAAUUCAGCCAAAACUGACAAGAGUAAACCAGAAAGGAAUUCCGCGAAAAAGAAACCUAUGAUCAAAACUAUUAUGUGCAAAAAUGGCUCCGUGAAAAUCUACAAAGCAGUCACUUUUGUUGAACCGAAACGUAAACUGACUCCCUUAGAAAUUAAGAUCCCAGUUGAUGGUGCAAGAAAGCAGAAAGUGUCAAAAUACACUGAUACUAAUUCGUUGAAAUUUAAACCCAGGCCUUCUUCGAGCCGUUGUAGUAUUAAAGAGAAGUCUGUGCCAGUGAAAAAGAAAAUUGAUAAACGAAGAGAUAGGAAGUUUAGGUACGUACCUUCCCCGGAUGGCUCGAUGAAAGAUAGUCAGUCCCCGCCAACUGAAGUCGCUAGGUGGGCCCCGGCUUCUAUCGACCAGCAAACGAAGCCUUAUUACGAGGCUUGGGUAAACACAACUUUGGCUGCGAUAUCGAAAAAUUCAAGAAAUAAUAGGCAAUUUUAUGAAAAGCAAAGAGAAUUUUUGCUUAGUUUCCAAAAGGCGUUUGAGGAACCUAGGACACCGGAGUUAGUUUACGAGAAUUUUACCGAUGAAAAGUACACUGGUAGGAUCAAAAUUACGCAAAGAUAGUUUUUUUUCUAACCGACUUCUCUAAGGAGGUUCUAAAUGCGGUUGUUUGUAGUUUUUUAGUUGUGGUUAUUAUUUCUAUUUUGUUUGGUUACUUUGUGCAGGUAUUUUGAAGUCCAAAUUGUAAUUUGUGAUUUUAUAGUCUUCUGUUAUUAUAAAUUUUUAAGUGUGACUAUGUUAUUGUUUUAACCGACUUCCUAAAAAGGAGGUUCUAAAUUCUAAUGUUUCGUAUUUUUUUAAUUAUGUGGUGUCCAUACUAUAGUUUUCGCUACCUACCUAAUCUCUUUUCU